Messenger RNA from Drosophila grimshawi, 370 nucleotides. RefSeq names its product acyl-CoA-binding protein (gene Acbp5). Gene Ontology annotation, molecular function: long-chain fatty acyl-CoA binding. The record is from RefSeq and is a predicted model, not a curated record. Gene Ontology annotation, biological process: fatty acid metabolic process. The transcript has 2 exons. Bases 29 to 274 code for a protein of 81 amino acids. Lineage: Eukaryota; Metazoa; Arthropoda; Insecta; Diptera; Drosophilidae.
CAUAGUCUUUCUAUAAAUCGCAAGCAAAAUGGAUUUCGAGGCAAUUUGCGAAAAGUCCAAGGCCUUCAGCACCAAGCCACCAAAUGAUGUUUAUCUGGAAUUCUAUGGCCUCUACAAGCAGGUGCACACUGGCGAUGUGAACAUCGAGAGACCCGCCGAUGCCGAGGGCAGCGCCAAAUACGAUGCCUGGCUGAGCCGCAAGGGCAUGUCCACGGAUGCCGCCAAGGCCGCCUACAUUGUCCUCUAUGAGAAAUACGCUCCCAUCUAUACAUAAAUUGAGCUAAUAUCGCAAACACGUUGUUGCAUUAUAAUAAAACAAGUGGCCCAUAAAAUGGGCUGCUUAGUCAGCCCCCAAUGCUGAUAAACUAAA